Molecule: messenger RNA, 870 nt
Organism: Aspergillus pseudotamarii
Lineage: Eukaryota; Fungi; Ascomycota; Eurotiomycetes; Eurotiales; Aspergillaceae
Exons: 1
Coding region: 1-870 (289 amino acids)
Source: RefSeq, a predicted model, not a curated record
AUGGCCCGCAACGCUCGAUUUAUCUUCUUUCUUACCCUAUUCAUACUCUUCGCGCUUGGCGCGCUGGCCGAUGACGUUGAAGGCUGUCCCUCGGGGCUGGUGUAUUCCCCCUUCGUUCCAUACUUUCGCUAUCCAGCCGACUCUGCACAGGCAUGCUGGGGCUUCGCUAUCUGCACUUUUAUGGAGGCCGACGAGGCGCGCAAACAGCAAUACGGAGCAACUGCCCUUGUGAUGGGCUUGGUGCCCCUAACACUACGCGAUAUUGCCUGGCCCGAGCGGCGUACUGUACUGGUAUCUGCCCCGCUGCCAUUCAUCGCUGCCACAGCUGUUAGGGCGCUGGGCUUGGAGCCCACCCUUGCGACAGAUGUGGAGGAGGAGCGCCUCCGGCAGUGGUUGUCAUGGAUGCACACGGGGUGGCUCACUAAUAUUAAGGCGAAAUCAAACAUCACGAAAGCUCUAUUUGUGACGGCUACCUUGGUGGCCCUCCUCGUCGCCUAUGCCGCGUUGGCGCUGGUGGAAAUAUACUCUAAGCGCAGUGCCCUCGGCUGUCCAUAUCCGAUCUUUGGUCUGACCUGGUGUCUGGUGGGGAUUAUCCCGGGUGCGAUCCAUAGCAUGUUUGCCAGCUGGCGGGAAGAGAAAUCGGGGAGAGCGGGCAGAGAGACAGCUGUGCAGGGAGCGGACGAAGCCUGGCCGGUUCAGCUAACAUGGGCUAUCUAUUACACUGCGGGCACGCUUGUGUUCACUUCAAUCAUGGCGAUUACGGUAUUGGAGCUGUUCGUGUGGGUAGUUGUAAUGCUUGCUGUGACUGGGGCCAGCAAGCUGCUCGCGCUUUACAUCUGUUUGCUGCUGAGAAACCCUGCCUCCUCUUAG